Trematosphaeria pertusa is the source of this 499-nucleotide messenger RNA. RefSeq lists its product as uncharacterized. The coding region runs from base 88 to 393 and encodes 101 amino acids. The record is from RefSeq and is a predicted model, not a curated record. Lineage: Eukaryota; Fungi; Ascomycota; Dothideomycetes; Pleosporales; Trematosphaeriaceae. The transcript is spliced from 3 exons.
AGGCCGGCGGCCUCCUAUGGGCUCACUCGCUCCUGAAGUCAACGACAUCGACGACCGCUCCCCGCCCAACGCGGAACCGCACUUCCGAUGAUAGUGGCUCUCAUGAGCUCCCGGCACGUCUGCUGCGUGCGAUCCUCUAGCGCACUGGCGAAAAUGCCUGGUUUUGUAACUGCGAGUUCCUCACUUCUGCAUGGCGCCGCAGGGCGCCUUGCAGUAUUUCCACCAGUCCCUACAAAGGCGAAUCUGCCCUGCAUCUUAUCUUAUCCAUCUUCCAACCAGACGCUGCCAUGUCCGCCCAAGCUACCCAAAGCUGCAAGCUACUCCAGCCUUGUCAAGCUCCAAACGGUAGGCAACACUUUGCGAGCGAUGGGCACCACACGUCAAACCUGCUGACAUACUUGCCCGGCCUGCACCGUAAGGCACCUUAGCCGGCGCUAUCCAAUGGCACAGAGAGGAUGCAUUGCCGGAUAAAGUUCUCGCUGCAAAUCCGCACCACAAC